Messenger RNA from Pseudopipra pipra, 2620 nucleotides. It is a transcript of the gene PABPC4, whose product is annotated as poly(A) binding protein cytoplasmic 4. The record is from RefSeq and is a predicted model, not a curated record. The transcript is spliced from 17 exons. Gene Ontology annotation, cellular component: cytosol; ribonucleoprotein complex; nucleus. Gene Ontology annotation, molecular function: poly(U) RNA binding; mRNA 3'-UTR binding; poly(A) binding. NCBI's taxonomy places the organism in Eukaryota, Metazoa, Chordata, Aves, Passeriformes, Pipridae. The coding region runs from base 382 to 2271 and encodes 629 amino acids.
GCCCGCCGGGCCCGGGCCGCCUCCUCUCCGCGGCUCCGCGGCCCACACGCGCCGCCGCGGCGGCUAUAAAGGGCCGCCCGCCGCCGCCGCCGCCUCUCCGCCCGCCGGAAAACCAACCGGCCGCCGCUCUGCAGGAUUUGGGCUAAAUCCAAAGCGGAAAAAAAAAAAAAAAGAAAAAUAAGGCACGCGGGUUUUUUAGGACCUUGUGGUUUUUAGGACCUUGAGGAGGGUUUUUUUUUUUGCCUCAGAGCUGACGGGAAAAGCGCUCGGCAGCCGGCGUAUGAAUUUUGGUGUCGUAUCAGUUUUGGCGUCGUAUCCGAUCCCUGCUGCUCCAGGAGGCUGAACUUUAGGUCGACAGCGGGAGUGAGCGGUGAGGGGAAGAUGAACACGGCAGCCAGCAGUUACCCGAUGGCAUCGCUGUACGUGGGGGACCUGCACCCCGAUAUCACCGAGGCCAUGCUCUACGAGAAGUUCAGCCCCGCUGGUCCCGUGCUCUCCAUUCGGGUCUGCAGGGACAUGAUCACCCGCCGGUCCCUCGGCUAUGCCUAUGUCAACUUCCAGCAGCCAGCAGACGCCGAGCGAGCUCUAGAUACCAUGAAUUUUGAUGUGAUCAAAGGAAAACCCAUUCGCAUCAUGUGGUCUCAGAGGGACCCUUCCUUGAGGAAGUCAGGGGUUGGGAAUGUCUUCAUUAAGAAUCUGGACAAAUCCAUUGAUAACAAGGCACUUUAUGACACAUUCUCAGCGUUUGGAAACAUUUUGUCCUGCAAGGUGGUGUGUGAUGAGAAUGGCUCUAAGGGCUACGCUUUUGUGCACUUUGAGACCCAGGAUGCUGCAGAUAGAGCCAUCGAGAAGAUGAACGGCAUGCUGCUCAACGACCGCAAAGUAUUUGUUGGGAGAUUCAAGUCUCGUAAGGAGCGGGAGGCUGAGCUGGGAGCCAAGGCAAAAGAAUUCACCAAUGUUUAUAUUAAAAACUUUGGGGAUGACAUGGAUGAUGAAAGACUAAAGGAGCUCUUUGGCAAAUAUGGUAAAACAUUGAGUGUUAAAGUGAUGACAGACCCCACUGGAAAAUCCAAAGGCUUUGGCUUUGUAAGCUUUGAAAAGCAUGAAGAAGCUAACAAGGCAGUGGAAGAAAUGAACGGGAAGGAUAUCAAUGGGAAAAUGCUGUUUGUGGGCCGAGCACAGAAGAAGGCUGAGCGCCAGGCAGAGCUGAAGAGAAGGUUUGAACAGCUAAAACAGGAGAGACUCAGCCGGUACCAGGGUGUUAACCUAUACAUUAAAAACCUAGAUGACACUAUAGAUGAUGAAAAACUGAGGAAGGAGUUCUCACCUUUUGGGUCAAUAACGAGUGCCAAGGUGAUGCUGGAAGAUGGACGGAGCAAAGGGUUUGGCUUUGUCUGCUUUUCCUCUCCAGAGGAAGCUACGAAAGCUGUGACAGAGAUGAACGGGCGGAUUGUGGGCUCCAAGCCAUUGUAUGUGGCACUGGCACAGAGGAAGGAGGAGAGAAAGGCCCAUCUCACCAACCAGUACAUGCAGCGCAUCGCUGGGAUGAGAGCCUUGCCUGCCAACACAAUCAUUAACCAGUUCCAGCCUGCUGCUGGGGGGUAUUUCAUGCCUGCUGUGCCCCAGGCUCAGAGCAGACCCACUUACUAUGCACCCAACCAGAUGACACAGAUGAGACCCAACCCACGCUGGCAGCAAGGAGGAAGACCUCAAGGCUUCCAGGGAAUGCCCAAUGCCAUGCGCCAGUCGGGACCCCGGCCAGCCCUGCGCCAUCUGGCCCCUGCCAAUGCUCCGGCCUCCCGUGGCCUCCCGGCUGCUGCCCAGCGAGUUGGUGUUGGCACAGCAGCACAGAAUUUGGCUCCCCGUCCACCUGUAGCUGCCCCUGCUCCCAGAGCUGUCCCUCCUUACAAAUAUGCCUCAAGUGUCCGCAGCCCACACCCAGGUGUCCAACCUCUGCAGACACCUCAGCCUGCAGUGCAUGUGCAGGGCCAGGAGCCACUGACAGCCUCCAUGCUGGCUGCUGCCCCUCCCCAGGAGCAGAAACAGAUGCUGGGAGAACGUUUGUUCCCUCUGAUCCAAGCUAUGCACCCCAGCCUCGCUGGGAAGAUCACAGGAAUGCUGCUAGAGAUUGACAACUCCGAGCUGCUGCACAUGCUGGAGUCUCCGGAGUCGCUCCGGUCGAAGGUGGAGGAGGCCGUGGCCGUGUUGCAGGCUCACCAAGCCAAGAAAGAAGCUGCCCAGAAAGUGGGUGUGGUUGCUGCUACCUCUUGAACCAGGAUGACUGGAUACAAAGAAGCCAAAUAGCCCCUUCCUAGACAUCAGCUGAAGAUGUUUGAAGAUCCUUCACUGUCCUGCAGAUCUCAAUGCCAUGCAUCAUAUCACAUAGUUAUAUUGCAUUUUGUAAAUUAAUCUUCAAGAUCUUAUUUAAAAAGCCAACUCUGAAGCUCGAGGUUUCCAAAACCAGAAUGGGGGUUCCUUUGUCAGAACAGAGCUACCCCUUGUGUCUUCUGAGGAAGACGUUGAGGAUUUUAGGCUGGAAGUAUUUUGUGGGUUUGCGUUUAAUUGAACAAUCCAGUUUGGAAAGUUUGGGAAACAUUUAUCAAUAAAGGAAUAAACUUGC